UUGAUGGUUGCAUUGACUGGUCAGUGGAUCUCAAGACAUACAUGGCUUUGGCAGGUGAACCAGUCCGAGUGAAAUGUGCCCUUUUCUACAGCUAUAUCAGAACUAAUUAUAGCAUGGCCCAAAGCACAGGUCUUAGGCUUAUGUGGUACAAAAACAAAGGAGAUUUAGAAGAACCCAUUAUAUUUUCUGAAGUUAGGAUGAGCAAGGAUGAAGAUUCAAUAUGGUUUCACUCGGUUGAGUUGCAAGACAGUGGUUUCUACACGUGUGUUCUAAGAAACUCAACGUAUUGCAUGAAGGUGUCCAUGUCCUUGACGGUAGCUGAGAAUGAGUCUGGGCUUUGCUACAACAGCAAGAUCAGAUAUCUGGAAAAAUCAGAAGUCACUAAGAGAAAGACAAUCUCCUGUCCUGAUAUUGAGGAUUACAAGACAGCCGGUCAAGAGCCAGAUGUGGUGUGGUACAAGGAAUGUAAGCCAAAAAUGUGGAGAAGCAUUGUAAUUCAGAAGGGAAAUACUCUGUUAAUACAAGAGGUCCAGGAAGAAGAUGGAGGAAAUUAUACCUGUGAACUAAAGUUUGAAGGCAAGCUUAUACGAAGAACAGUUGAAUUCAAGGUUACUG
Messenger RNA from Mesitornis unicolor (brown roatelo), 615 nucleotides. RefSeq names its product X-linked interleukin-1 receptor accessory protein-like 2. The transcript is spliced from 3 exons. Lineage: Eukaryota; Metazoa; Chordata; Aves; Mesitornithiformes; Mesitornithidae. The record is from RefSeq and is a predicted model, not a curated record. The annotation marks the transcript as partial.